UGCUGCUAAGCAGGAAAGCUCGCUAUAAUGUUUUUAGUUUGACAGCUUUCAUUUAAAAACUUAUCUAAAUCUCUAUUGGCUUACUUUUAGUUGUAGAAAAAAGUGCCGGAUUUUAUAUUAUCAUAAUGCAUUAUGAAAGAAUCAAACGAGAAUAUCCUCUUCAUUUAUGUGUUUGGCAUAACGAUUACAAAGAGUUAGAGAAGUUAUUACAGUCGUCAGAGCAUGACAUCGAGAAGAAAGAUCCAAGGGGAAGAACACCAUUAAUGCUUGCUGUUACAUUAAAUCAUUUAGAAACUGCCAGAGUCCUUCUAAGACAUGGAGCCGAUGUCAUUGUGGAAACUAAGCAGGGUUACACAGUUGUCCAUGAGGCUGUAAGCACAGAAAAUGCUCAACUCUUACAAGAAGUUUUAGAGAAAAGAGACUUUCAACGCUACAGUACUCGUGCUAUUGGGAUUCCUGAUUUACUUUCCAAAAUACAGGGUACACCAGACUUCUACAUUGAAAUAAGCUGGGAAUUCAAGAGCUGGGUUCCCUUACUGUCAAGAUUAUGCCCUAGUGAUACAUACAAAGUGUACAAAUGUGGCUCUAGUGUGCGCAUUGAUACUACACUCCUAGGAUUUUAUCAAUCUAAGUGGCAACGAGGGAACAGAAGUUAUAUCUUUAAAGGACAUGAGGAUGGUGCUGUUAUAAUGGAGGUGAAUCAUGAUUCAAGGAAAGUUUUCAUCGAACAGAUGAAGGUGUUUCCUGCUCACAUGAUGAGUGUAAUGGUUGCAUUAUCACCUUCUCCUGAGCAGGUUGCACUGCGCUUUGCUGCACCUAUUGUAGCCACUUAUGUAGAUACAGAGAAAAUAAGAUUUGAAAGCCCUAAAACAGGAAUAUUGCAUCGCAAAAAUAGUAAAACAGUGAUGGUUAAUGGCUAUGAAUGCAGGGUUUAUGUUGCAAACAAUGUGGAAUUGGUUACGAAAACCAGAACAGAACACUUAUCUGAUGCAGAUAAACGAAAAUAUAAAGCUACGCGAUCAGCAUUCCAAUCUUUUCUAGGAAUCAUGGAAGUUGAUGAGCGCACUAAUUCUAUGUCGGUGACUGGGGAAGCUCGUUCGCCAAACCCUUGUGCGAUUACACCCGAAGAAUAUUUUGAUGCACUUGUUGAUCUGAAAGGACGAGAUGUUGGAAGGCCUAGAGAAGUAUCUACAAAAAUACAGAAAUUCAAAGGAACUAUAUGGCUUUGUGAGAAUUAUCCCAUUUCACUUCAAGAGCAGCUCAUUCCCAUUAUAGAUUUAAUGGCAAUUAGUAAUCGUCAUUUUGCUAAAUUAAGAGAUUUCAUCAUGCAUCAGUUGCCUGCUGGUUUUCCAAUUAAAAUGGAAGUACCACUUUUUCGAGUUUUACAUGCUAGAGUUACUUUCGGAAAUGUGUUUGCCUUAGACUCACCAGUUCCUUGUGUCUCACCAUAUAAAAUCGAUGGCUGUUAUGCUUGUGAAGUUGAUCCAGCUUGUUUUGAUGUGCCUGAAAACUAUAUCAAAUUUGGUAACACUACUGCUAAAAGGACAACUGAAAGGCCACCCCAAACAGCUGAAGCUAUUGCAGCUAGAAGGGAUGAAAGGAGACAAAAAAUAUUGUCAAAAUAUGGUUAUUCAUCAUUUCCAACUCUUCCUGUGACUGCAACUUCUCCAAGCAGUAUGGCAUCUUCCAGUAUAUCUCAAGCUCCCCCUUCAACCAGUACUGAUGCAUCUACUCUUCCAGAUGAUACAAGUCCUCCUGAGAGUAAUAGAUCUUGGAGAUCAGUUGCUAGAAAGCUUAAAUGGGCCUUCAGUAAGCAUUGAAGUUCACUUCUACUCUAGAAAUCUUUGGAGUGUAGCGUGCAUGUUUGUAAUGAAUCUCUAGUUUGUAACAAAUAUCACGAUCUUCCUUCCAAGCAAGACAGAGAAGAUGCAAGUAUUUUAAUGCCUUUUUGAGCCAUCCAUAUCAUACAGAAAGGCCUAAGUCAUAAUCACACACAGUGUUCGUUUCAUAGUCAUCUUUUUAUAUAAGAAACUAUAUAUAUAUAUUGUAUACAUUACAUAUAUACAUAUUGUAUAUUUCUGUGUGGGUGUUUAUGUUUACAACGAUCAAAGAGCUGACCGAUAAUGUUAAUCUCCUCAAGGGAUAAAUUACUGAGCUCUUUAUUUCUCCUGUAGUCUAGAAUCAAAAUUUUAAGUGUCUUGCCUGUUUACCUCCAUUCCUUCAUAAGUAGUGGUUACUUAAAUCUCUGAAAGAUUUAUAUAUGUUUUGGUAGAAAAUUGUACAGAUAUCUGCUGUUUUUGUUUAAAGCUAAUAUUUAAAAGUAUUUCAGCUUACAAAUUAAGAAUAGGUCUAUUAUAAUAUAUUGCAUUUUAAGGAAAUCUUGACUUUUUAAAAUAUUUUUUUGACUAGAAGUAUGCUUUAAAAUGACUUUCCUAGUAAGCUCAGAUUUCUAUAUUUGUAAAUUGUAUGAAGCAGCUAGUUUUCACUUAUGAAGAGUUUAUCAUUGAGAAGAAACUUAAGACUAUGAAAUUUUUAUCUUGUUUGAUAAAUAUUUUAUGUAGUUUGCAAUACUAGU
Argiope bruennichi is the source of this 2575-nucleotide messenger RNA. Its product is annotated as ankyrin repeat domain-containing protein 13B-like. The transcript has 16 exons. Lineage: Eukaryota; Metazoa; Arthropoda; Arachnida; Araneae; Araneidae. The record is from RefSeq and is a predicted model, not a curated record. The coding region runs from base 126 to 1820 and encodes 564 amino acids. Gene Ontology annotation, molecular function: protein binding. Gene Ontology annotation, cellular component: cytoplasm.